Rhizopus microsporus ATCC 52813 is the source of this 1197-nucleotide messenger RNA. Its product is annotated as MgtE-domain-containing protein. Lineage: Eukaryota; Fungi; Mucoromycota; Mucoromycetes; Mucorales; Rhizopodaceae. The coding region runs from base 1 to 1197 and encodes 398 amino acids. Gene Ontology annotation, biological process: monoatomic cation transport. The record is from RefSeq and is a predicted model, not a curated record. Gene Ontology annotation, cellular component: plasma membrane. Gene Ontology annotation, molecular function: monoatomic cation transmembrane transporter activity. The transcript is spliced from 7 exons.
AUGGCGAAUCCUAAUCAGCUGGCCUCUCAAGCAUUACCUUCAUUAAUUAUCUGUAUUAUUGGAUUAACAGCCGCCGGUUGGAUGAUGGAUAUCUAUCAACAUUGGGAAGUAUUUACACAAGUGUCAGAACUAUUCAUUCUAGUACCAGUAUUACUCAACUUGAAAGGAAACCUCGAAAUGAAUCUAGCUGCUCGUUUUUCAACAUCGGCUAAUAUGGGGCAAUUGGAUCAUCCUGAUACUCGGAAUGCCCUUGUCUGGGGUAACAUGGCUCUUAUCCAAGUCCAAGCACUUGUCUCUGGUUCUAUCGCCGGUAUCUUUUCUCUUCUACUCGGUCUCUUACUUCAUCCUGAUGAAACAGUGACGAUCAGUAAUAUCAUCCUUGUCAUCUCAAGCUCCAUGGUGGCUGCUUCCGUAUCUAGUUUUGUGCUGGGAUUAUUCAUGUGUAUUUUAAUCAUCAUUAGUCGCAUAUUAAAAAUAGAUCCUGAUAAUAUUGCUUGCCCCAUGGCCUCUUCUUUAGGUGAUGUUGUUACACUGGCCAUUCUGGCUGGUUGUGCCAAUCUUUUACUAGAUAAAACAGUAUCCAACUUGGGCUCAUGGCUGCUCUUCAUCAUGUUUAGCUCGAUACCCUUCUUUGGCUUGGCUGUUUGGAGAAAUACACAUGUCAGAGGUCUACUCUUCACCGGAUGGACACCAAUUGUAAUUGCCAUGCUCAUUUCUAGUGGCGCUGGCUUAGUCCUUGAAAGAUAUGUUGAACAAUAUCAAGGCUUAGCUAUGCUAACGCCUAUCCUCUGUGGAUUGGCUGGCAACCUUGGUUCAAUUUAUGCAUCACGUAUCAGUACUUGUUUACAUAAGGGUGUUCAAGAACAGUUUAGACGAGUCGAAUGGAUCUUGUUAUCAAUGAAUGUGCCUAUCCAAUCAUUAUUUCUCGCUAUUGUCUGGUUUAUAGAUAUUGGUCAUCUUGACUUAUCACUUGCAUUUGCUAUUACUUAUUUUAUAGUAUCCGUCAUAUCUACUCUCGCUGCACUCAAAAUGGGUAAAUCAAUGACAUUAGCCUUUUGGAAAUAUAAAUAUGAUCCAGACAAUUAUGUAUUACCUUACCUAACGGCUAUUAUCGAUGUCAUCUGUACAAGCUUACUAGUCAUAUCUUUCAGCUGGUUAACUGCGACUGGAUAUGCACACUUACAUGAACCUAUUUGA